AUUUAGAGUUGUCGCCCCCUGCGAAACAAGCAAAUAUGGCGGAUGUUUCAAAACAUUCCAAGAAAAACGAAAAACUUUCACACUCUUUUAAAGGCAGACUUGAUAAACUAGGAUGCCCAUAUACUGAAGGUGUGGAUGAAAGCUGGGUCUUGGAACUUAUCUUUAAACCAGGUGAACCCAGGAUCCGUCUUCUGCAAUGGCUUUUUGCCAAAUUUGAUUCCAAAUUAAAUGAGCUUCUUGACCCAGAACAUGCACCCAUAGAAUCAAAAAUGGAUUCUAGAAUUCAAAGAUUACUGUAUGUAUCAAGUACUCUUGGAUUAUGUAGAUACGAUGAUGUGGAUCUUAUAAGGGGUGUUACAAUAGGUUCUAAGCAGACAGCUUUCAUGGAUCAAUUGUUGGACUUGGUCUGUAUAAUGGACACUUCUGAAGAUCCUAGAGAAAAAAUAUUUCAAAGUCCUGGCAUAGUUUGUGAAUCUUCAGGUCUUCAAGAUCAAUUUACAUCAGAUUGUAAUUAUAUAGAUCAGUUAGUUUUAGAAGAAAAAAUGUCAACACUAUUCAAAACAUCAGUUAAUCUUCUGCCACCAGAUAUAAAUAAAAAUAUUGAAACUAAAAUGGUUGAGAAAGGUUUGAGUAAAGAAAAGCCACCAUCACCUGAUAUCCAGAAACUAAUUGAACAAGCUAAUAUUGUAUCUAAUACUCUAGACAGACAAACCCUAACCUUACAGGAAUUGUCUGAAACGUUCACAUAUUCUGAAUGUGAUCCCAGCUUUCUAUCUACUACUAGUCGAACCAUGCAGGUUGUUUUAUCAGAAUUAUCUCAAUUAGUUGUUAGCUUUAGUUAUUGUUACGAGAAUGAGAUGAGAGUAUGGUGUAAUAAAACUCCACCAGUUUUAACAGAUCUAGGAAUAGCUUUUAAAAGAGUGUACAACGUCUUGAAGAUAUUUGUUGAGUAUUUAACGAGUUUAGAGGGCAUCAGACAGUCUUAUUCUAAUCUUGGUCAGUAUGUAAACAAUAAAUCAACAACAAAAACAAACUUUGUACAUACAAGCCAGCUAGCACUAGAAAAUGUUCACGAAUGUGUAAAUAUACUAGAUGAAUCUAUACAGCGACAAGAUAUAGCCUCAACAUCUAUGGCAUCAUAUUUAUCAACGUAGCUACGUGUAUUAGAUUAUCUUUUAAUCAAGGAGAUUUAAAUCGUUUAACGGUUACUGGCUACGACAGUUCAUUUGAAAGUGCCAACAGAGAAUCAGUUGUAUGAUCAGUUCUAUCAAAAGACCUAUUUCAUUGAUUAUAAUCAUAAGCACAUGCGUAGAUUGUGGGAGUAAUUACUUGUAGAUUGAAACAAACUUUCCACCCACUCAUCAAGGCGAUGUAUAUUACUUCAGACAGCAAAUCAAUAUAUUGUGAAUUGUUUUGUUGGAAAUUGGCCGACAACAGCUGUUUCUCCCACUCCUUGACACAACAGCUGGAAAUUAUUGACCUCAAAAUGUCAAUAAAUGGUUAUUAAGAAUAAGAUAGAAACAUAAAUGGCACUGUGUUAAUAAAUAAAUUUCAUAUGUAA
This is a messenger RNA of Patella vulgata (common limpet), 1561 nucleotides long. Its product is annotated as HAUS augmin-like complex subunit 7. The transcript is spliced from 10 exons. NCBI's taxonomy places the organism in Eukaryota, Metazoa, Mollusca, Gastropoda, Patellidae. Gene Ontology annotation, biological process: spindle assembly; centrosome cycle. The record is from RefSeq and is a predicted model, not a curated record. Bases 36 to 1154 code for a protein of 372 amino acids. Gene Ontology annotation, cellular component: HAUS complex. Gene Ontology annotation, molecular function: microtubule minus-end binding.